AUGUCCGAUAUCGCCCAGUUCGUUGCCGCGGCCCAGAAGGCCGACCCCGUCCUUGUUGGAGCCGACCCCGUCCUCGUCCAGAAGGCUGAGAAGGAGACCGAGUCUCUCGUCGGCGACCUCAAGGCCCUCAACUCCAAGCUGCUUCCUCUCACCUACCUUGUCGGCAAUGCGCCUUCUGCGGCCGACGUCUCGCUCUACGCCCGCCUCAACCCCGUCAUGGCAUCGGCGCCCGCGACCCAGCACCCCGAGUUGCCUGCCGUCCUCCGCUACUUCCUCCACAUCCAGGAGCAGGCUGGCGUGAAGGCCGCGCAGAAGGAGCUGCCCAACGCCUUCCCUCCAGUCGAUAUUGACGUGAGCUCGCUGGCCGCGCCGGUGCGCGUGGCACCCCCGCCGAAGGUCAAGAAGGAGAAGAAGGAGGGCGCGGCCGCCGAGGGGAAGAAGGACAAGAAGGCGGACAAGGCCGAGAAGAAGGACAAGGCGGACAAGACCGAGAAGAAGGACAAGGCCGCCAAGGCGGACAAGGAGGUGCCCGCCGCCGCCGCUGCCGCUGCUGAGGGUGCGCCCAAGGAGGGCAAGAAGAAGGAGAAGAAGGAGAAGGCGCCCAAGGCGCCCACGGCGCCCGCCACUCCCGCGAUCCCCAUGCCUUCUAUGAUCGACUUGCGCGUCGGCAAGGUCCUGGACGUGAAGCGCCACCCGGACGCCGACUCGCUGUACGUCGAGACCAUCGACGUCGGAGAGGCCGAGCCGCGCACCGUCUGCUCCGGCCUCGUCAAGUACAUGAGCGAGGACGAGAUCCGUGGCGCGACUGUCAUUGUCGUGUGCAACCUCAAGCCCGUGACGAUGCGUGGCGUCAAGUCGUUUGCGAUGCUGCUGUGCGCGAGCGAGAAGGGCGCCGACGGCGAGAAGGGCGGUGUCGAGUUCGUGCUCCCGCCCGCGGGGAGCGUGGCGGGCGAGCGCGUCUACUUCGAGGGCGAGAAGUACGAGAACGAGCAGCCUGAGGCGCUGCUCAACCCCAAGAAGAAGGUGUUUGAGACCAUCCAGCCCAACUUCUCCACCCUCGACAACCUCGAGGCCGUGUGGACCGACCCCGAGACCAAGUCGGUCCACCGCAUCCGCACCAAGGACGGAGUGUGCAAGGCCAAGUCGUUCAAGGGCGCUGCGCUUUCGUAG
Messenger RNA from Cutaneotrichosporon oleaginosum, 1170 nucleotides. RefSeq lists its product as uncharacterized. NCBI's taxonomy places the organism in Eukaryota, Fungi, Basidiomycota, Tremellomycetes, Trichosporonales, Trichosporonaceae. The record is from RefSeq and is a predicted model, not a curated record. Gene Ontology annotation, molecular function: tRNA binding.